This is a messenger RNA of Stereum hirsutum FP-91666 SS1, 905 nucleotides long. RefSeq lists its product as uncharacterized. The transcript is spliced from 3 exons. Lineage: Eukaryota; Fungi; Basidiomycota; Agaricomycetes; Russulales; Stereaceae. The record is from RefSeq and is a predicted model, not a curated record. Bases 1 to 621 code for a protein of 206 amino acids.
AUGUUUCCCGCUGGGUCACCAGAUCCGACUUCACCGCACCCCACGGAUGCGGUGGCACAAUCGUCGAUAACAGCCUCUCAAGACCCUUCCCCGACGCAAUUUGAGCUACUCUGUGCUAUUGCAAAUCUACCUCCUCCAGGACUAGACCAUUUUGAAGCUCGGCGUGCUCUCUGGCUUACACCACCGAGUGCGGGAGACCCAACUCCAACGAUUGCCCCAAAUUCGGACUCGGAGCCACAGCGAUCGAAUACUGCCCGCACUAAACUCGAAGACCUUCUUUCUCGUCCAGGAGCCCUUGAGAGCGAUGAAGUAUGGGAAGUCGGGCUCGCAAAAGUCUGGAGGGGCCUCGUCGGUGGAGGCCGCUUGAAAAAGGCCCUUCCUCUCAAUAUUGUCAUCAAAAUCCUGCAAGCAGGAUGGCUUCGAGAUGGCACUUGGCCUGAAGGAGCAGCUCAACCCACAGAUGAUCCGUUCUUUCAUAUGCCAGCGACUCCAACCAUGGCAGCUCCUCAUCCCUCCUCCAUACAGUUAAAUUCCAGUCCGUACGAUCUCGGAGUACCGACGGACACGACAGCUUGGACUGUAGAAGUAGACGAGGAUGUUAUGAGUCAGGGUCCAGGAUGAUCGAUCAUAGAUGUUUCUCGAACUGGAUCGUGUUAGGUUCCCUUCAGCAGACGCCUUUUAUGCCUGUGCCGUAGCAUAGGUCAGCCUCUGGUUCGUUGGCUUUCUGUCGGAACAUGUCUCGUCUUGACCUUUGGAUAAUUUUCUGCUCUGCCUUCGCUACUAUACAGACAUCAAGGUUUCAGUGUCAUUAUGGCGCGGCUUCAGUUCGUGUCACCGUUUAUUUCCGCCCUUUAGUUUCUUGAUGUAUGUUGUGGGUCAUCGGAGCAGUGCUCCUGUUGUAAUUC